Knipowitschia caucasica is the source of this 783-nucleotide messenger RNA. The record is from the annotation of a GenBank genome assembly. NCBI's taxonomy places the organism in Eukaryota, Metazoa, Chordata, Actinopteri, Gobiiformes, Gobiidae.
AUGCAGAGGCUGUUGUCACGCAGGAAGAAACGCAAGAAGCUGCAAAAAAAAAGCUCCACUUCUGCAGAACCCUUCACCACAUCCCGUCUCCCUCGCCCCCGCCAUUCUCUCGCCUCUGCCCCUCUCUCGUCUCUGCCCCUCUCUCGCCUCUGCCCCUCUCUCGCCUCGCCCCUGCCCCUCUCUCGCCUCGCCCCUGCCCCUCUCUCGCCUCGCCCCUGCCCCUCUCUCGCCUCUGCCCCUCUCUCGCCUCUGCCCCUCUCUCGCCUCGCCCCUGCCCCUCUCUCGCCUCGCCCCUGCCCCUCUCUCGCCUCUGCCCCUCUCUCGCCUCUGCCCCUCUCUCGCCCCUGCCCCUCUCUCGCCUCGCCCCUGCCCCUCCCUCGCCUCGCCACUCUCGCCUCGCCCCUGCCACUCUCUCUCGCCCCUGCCACUCUCUCUCGCCCCUGCCACUCUCUCUCGCCCCUGCCACUCUCUCUCGCCCCUGCCACUCUCUCGCCCCUGCCACCUCUCUCCCUGCCCCUGCCACUCUCUCUCGCCCCUGCCACUCUCUCUCGCCCCUGCCACUCUCUCUCGCCCCUGCCACUCUCUCUCGCCCCUGCCACUCUCUCUCGCCCCUGCCACUCUCUCUCGCCCCUGCCACUCUCUCUCGCCCCUGCCACUCUCUCUCGCCCCUGCCACUCUCUCUCGCCCCUGCCACUCUCUCUCGCCCCUGCCACUCUGUGUUCAGUGUCCUCUGCGGCUGUCUUUCAGUAUAUGUACAGCGCUCAGACCUUCAUCCAGGUUUGA